This is a messenger RNA of Ostrinia furnacalis (Asian corn borer), 405 nucleotides long. The record is from RefSeq and is a predicted model, not a curated record. NCBI's taxonomy places the organism in Eukaryota, Metazoa, Arthropoda, Insecta, Lepidoptera, Crambidae.
AAAAGCCAUGACUUCAGAAAAGAACGCCCAGCUCGGCCAAGCGCGGGAAGCUUUCCAACUAAUUCAUCAGAUCUCGCAGCUUCUGUGCACCGGACUGGAUCCUGAGACGCUUACCAUCUGCAUACGCCUGUGCGAACUGGGCGUAGACCCCGAAGUGCUAGCUCAUGUAAUCAAGGAAAUCAGAAAAAUGGGCGACAAUACUGUACAAAACAAACCGGUUAAUUUACAACCUUAGUGAAAGCUCUAUGCUUCAGUUUUAAGUAUACUGUUUGCAGUACCUUCCAGUUUUCAGGUUUUUGGUACUAAGUAGGAUUUUUUCUCAUCAUACAAGUUUAUUAUUUGCUCAUCCAGAGGUCAAGCUUUUUAUUAAGACUAGUCCUGAAUUGCUAUAAUAUGUAUAGUUUU